This is a messenger RNA of Camelus dromedarius (Arabian camel), 7185 nucleotides long. It is a transcript of the gene SEZ6L, whose product is annotated as seizure related 6 homolog like. The transcript is spliced from 17 exons. Gene Ontology annotation, cellular component: endoplasmic reticulum; neuronal cell body. The record is from RefSeq and is a predicted model, not a curated record. Gene Ontology annotation, biological process: regulation of protein kinase C signaling; synapse maturation. Bases 208 to 3312 code for a protein of 1034 amino acids. Lineage: Eukaryota; Metazoa; Chordata; Mammalia; Artiodactyla; Camelidae.
UCGCCCGCCCGCGCCCGGCACAGCUCGGCCAGAGCGUUCGCGGAGCUGAGCGCGCGUCCGCCCGGGGGGCUCCGGCGGCUGCCCUGGCCCGCGGCCCCCGCCCUGGCUCCCGCCUUCCCUUCCUCGCUUGCUGCCUCCCUUCCUUCCGCGGCUCCGGUGCCCUCCGUCCUCCUGGCAUCCCGCGGCUCCGUGCCCCCCGCAGCCACGAUGCCGGCGGCCCGGCCGCCCGCCGCGGGACGCGGCAGGAUCGCGCUGUUCCUCGCUCUGCUCCUGGGAAGCCCCGCGGCAGCUCUGGCAGGAGAUAUGCCACUGGAGGGAGACACUGGUCCUUCGGGUACUUACCUUCUGCCCUCGGGAGCCAUGGGGAGCAGCAGUCUGAGCCAAGAGACCCCCGAAGAUAGAGUGACCAUGGCCCCUCUGAAUCCAGCACAGCUCGGGGAAGAGCUUCAUGAGCCUGAGUUGGAAGGGACAGUCCCGUCCGCGCCUCAAGACUCAGUGGCCCCGUCCAUACUGCUUCCACUUCCGGAGGAGCUGGGCACCAGGCACGCCUCCCCGCCGAGGAAGAAGGCGCCUUCGCUCAAGCAGGUGAACUCAGCCAGGAUGCAGCUGAGGCCCAAGGCCACCUCUGUAGCAGCGGUCCAGAGGGUGGGGUCCCAGCCAGCAUCCCCUGGCCUGGGUCUCCUCUCCUCCGCUACGGAGAAGCCUCAACCCCCAGGGGACCUGGACCACCUGGCUUCCACAGGAGAGGAGACUGGCACCCUGUCCUCGGAGGAGCCCCUCUGGCUGGAGCGGAAGGAAAGUGCGGUCCCCACGACGCCUGCACCCCUGCAGAUCGCCCCCUUCACCUCGCAGUCGCCAUUGGCCCACACGCUCCCCCAGGGCCCCGACCCCGACGCCGGGGCACCCGCCAUGCCCGAGGAGGCCCACGAGGCUCCCCCUGAGAACGCCAGUCCCAUGACCCUGAUGGACAAAGGUGAGAAUGAGCUGACCGGGUCGGCCUCAGAGGAGAGCCAGGAGACCACGACGUCCACCAUCAUUACCACCACGGUCAUCACCACCGAGCAGGCCCCAGCUCUCUGCAGUGUGAGUUUCUCUGAUCCUGAAGGGUACAUCGACUCCAGUGAUUACCCACCAUUGCCUCUCAACAGCUUCCUGGAGUGCACCUACAAUGUGACAGUCUACACUGGUUACGGAGUGGAACUGCAGGUAAAGAGCGUGAACCUGUCCGAAGGGGAGCUGCUUUCCAUCCGCGGGGUGGACGGCCCCUCCCUGACUGUUCUGGCCAACCACACCCUCCUGGUGGAGGGGCAGGUAAUCCGGAGCCCCACCAAUACCAUCUCCGUCUACUUCCGGACCUUCCAGGACGACGGCCUGGGGACCUUCCAGCUGCACUACCAGGCCUUCAUGCUGAGCUGCAACUUUCCCCGCCGGCCAGACUACGGGGACGUCACGGUGAUGGGCCUGCACUCGGGCGGGGUGGCCCACUUCCACUGCCACCUGGGCUAUGAGCUGCAGGGAGCCGAGACACUGACGUGCAUCAAUGCCUCCAAGCCCCACUGGAGCAGCCCGGAGCCCGUGUGCUCAGCCCCUUGUGGAGGGGCUGUGCAUAAUGCCACCAUCGGCCGCGUCCUCUCCCCGAGUCACUCGGGAAGUACCAACGGGAGCCAGCUCUGUGUGUGGAUGAUUGAAGCUCCAGAGGGUCAGAAGCUGCAUCUGCACUUUGAGAGGCUGUCGCUGCACGAGAAGGACAGGAUGAUGGUCUACAGCGGGCUGACCAACAAGUCCGCUCUUCUCUAUGACUCCCUCCAAACCGAGAGCGUCCCCUUUGAGGGCCUGCUAAGUGACGGCCACACCAUCCGCAUCGAAUUCACUUCUGACCAGGCGCGGGCAGCCUCCGCCUUCAACAUCCGGUUCGAGGCCUUUGAGAAAGGCCACUGCUACGAGCCCUACAUUCAGAACGGUAACUUCACCACAUCCGACCCGACCUAUAACAUCGGAACGGUAGUGGAGUUUACCUGCGACCCAGGCCACUCUCUGGAGCAGGGCCCGGCCAUCAUUGAGUGCAUCAACGUGCGGGACCCGUACUGGAACGACACAGAGCCCCUGUGCAGAGCCAUGUGUGGCGGGGAGCUCUCUGCUGUGGCCGGGGUGGUGCUGUCCCCAAAUUGGCCAGAGCCCUAUGUGGAAGGUGAAGAUUGUGUCUGGAAGAUCCACGUAGGGGAGGAGAAACGGAUCUUCUUAGAUAUCCAGUUCCUGAACUUGAGCAACAGUGACAUCCUGACCAUCUACGACGGUGAUGAGGUCACGCCCCACAUCUUGGGCCAGUACCUCGGAAACAGCGGUCCCCAGAAGCUGUACUCAUCCACGCCGGACCUGACCAUCCAGUUCCACUCGGACCCCGCCGGCCUCAUCUUCGGGAAGGGCCAGGGAUUCAUCAUGAACUACAUAGAGGUGUCAAGGAACGACUCCUGCUCAGAUUUGCCGGAGAUCCAGAAUGGCUGGAAAACCACUUCUCAUACAGAGCUGGUGAGGGGAGCCAGAAUCACUUACCAGUGUGACCCCGGCUAUGACAUCGUGGGGAGUGACACCCUCACCUGCCAGUGGGACCUCAGCUGGAGCAGCGACCCCCCGUUUUGUGAGAAAAUUAUGUACUGCACCGACCCCGGGGAGGUGGACCACUCGACCCGCUUGAUUUCGGACCCUGUGCUGCUGGUGGGCACCACCAUCCAGUACACCUGCAACCCCGGCUUCGUGCUGGAAGGGAGCUCUCUGCUGACCUGCUACAGCCGCGAAACCGGCACGCCCAUCUGGACGUCCCGCCUGCCCCACUGUGUCUCGGAGGAGUCCCUGGCGUGUGACAACCCAGGGCUACCUGAAAACGGGUACCAAAUCCUGUACAAGCGACUCUACCUGCCUGGAGAGUCCCUCACCUUCAUGUGCUACGAGGGCUUUGAGCUCAUGGGCGAAGUGACCAUUCGCUGCAUCCUGGGACAGCCAUCCCACUGGAACGGGCCACUGCCCGUCUGUAAAGUGAAUCAAGACAGCUUUGAACACGCUUUAGAAGUAGCAGAAGCGGCAGCGGAAACGUCUCUGGAAGGAGGAAGCAUGGCGCUGGCUAUCUUCAUCCCAGUCCUUGUCAUCUCCUUACUGCUGGGAGGAGCCUACCUCUACAUCACCAGAUGUCGCUGUUACUCCAGCCUCCGCCUGCCCCUCAUGUACUCCCACCCCUACAGCCAGAUCACCGUGGAGACCGAGUUUGACAACCCCAUUUACGAGACAGGGGAAACAAGAGAGUAUGAAGUUUCCAUCUAGAGAGAGCUCCACUUGAGAAGGGAACUUACAGACAGGAAUUCAACAACAGCCUCCUCGAGAAAUUCAUCCAGAGACCACGUGGCAUUUGAUGGAAACCCCAGAGUGUUGACUGUCUUUUCUUUAGACUCUUUAUUGAAGAUUUGCUGUUUUCUUCACUGUAUUUAUUAUAUUUAAAAUCGAAAUAGGUGUGGUUGGAUGUAUUGCAGCUGCAGCCAAAUUCAUGGUACAGCCUCAAUCCUGAAGCCAGCUGGAGGGCCUACAAAAUGGCAAAUAUAGCAGCAGGGGGAAGAGAAGGGGAAGAAAGAGGCUGAGUUUCUCCCAGCAGCGCUGCCGUGCUAUGGCUACAUCAGAUUGCAUGCAUCUUCGCAAUCCACGCCCAUGGCGUUUUUUCCUACAAAUCUAAGUCCCAAGAUUAGGUUGGAAAGGGUGUUUCUUGUUGAAUUAACUUGGGUUGGAAUUUAGCAUGGGUCCUUAAACAGGUCUGCUCCAAAACCCACAUGUGUCCUCCCUUCCAGUUUUCGCAGCUUCUCAAAGGUCCCGCCCCAUCCCCACCCCCCACGGCCCCUCUGAAGGCAGCAAAGGUGUUACCACAUCGACAUUCCCUUCUACUACCCUGGCCUCGCUGGAUGCCGGCAAACUAAGAAAAUGUUUUCUCUCCAUAAAGGCGACAGAUGACAAAGGAAAAUUUUCAGAGAAGAUGAGAGGUUUGAGAGUUCCAGUGAAGAAUUGGAUGAGGGGGAGCAUUAGGUAAGGGAGUCGAGCUAAUUAAAUGUUCUUUCCUCUGACACUCUUUCAACGAUGAAAUUGAUGCUCCAAGUGCCAGAAUUGUUCAGCGAGGCCACCCUCAAGCUGCGAGAAUAGAUCCGCAGGCUUUGGACGUGUGAGCAGCACCCCCCGUAUAGUUAAAAGGGUUUGUGUAGCAGGAGAGACAUCCAGGGGUGAGCUCUGGUCCCCUCUCGGGGUCCCGGAAGGCCAGAGCCCUCAAAAGAGAGGAGACUCGAGUGCACUGUCACCCUAAGAGGUGACACCUUCAGAAUACACUUGCCUUCCAGUAUUUUGCGGGGAGAGAGGGUCCUCAAAGAAGAAACUACUUUUCCAGUGUUUGAAGCUCUGCCCAGAUGUUGGAUGGUGGCAUGAACACUUGACAUGGACCAUGGAGGUGCAGAGGAACAGGGCCACGGGGAUUAGAACCAUGACAGCAUCCACCCCCAUCACACGAUUCGAUCUCCGAUGGGGAGAGAAGGAGGGGUUCCAAGCCAAAAAGGAAUUCUCGGCAUCUCAUUAAUACUAUGAGCGUCCUUGUGUGUUAUCAGGGUCCUUUCGCCCUAACCCAGUGGGACUGGUGAGUGUGUGACUAUCUUCCAGAAGAUUCUUUUCUAAGUAAGUAUAAAGAGAAGGCAGAGGGUGAGGCUGCAGGGAGGAAUCGUGUGUGUGAGGCUGAUCCACCUCCCGAGGGAUGGCCGAUGGCUCAGAGAGGCACACGGGUCCAGUGGCUUUGAGGGCCCUCUUUGGCGCCUUCCCAGGCUCUCUAGAAUUGUUCUAAACUAGCUAGUUUUCAAACCAGAAAAGACCUUUCUGGCUGCCACGGCUUUGGGAGAAUGGCCGGGAGUCCACGUUUUUGGUAGCUUGCCUGGGAAGCAUCUGGAACGGAAUACAGCAGUUGGCUUUGUGCGCACACACCUACCCUUCCCACCCCCAGCCAGGAGCUUGGACCUCAGUCUGGAGGGAUCUGAGGCCCAAGUAUUUCCCUCCUGCCGGAAAAGCAUCCCCCACACGUGCUCCUUCGAGCUUGCAUUCGGGAAGCACCGCGAGAUCAGUAAAGGCUGCCCCCCUCAGCCACUCCGAGCCCCCCCACCCCCGUCUUAUUCGGUCAUUUUCUAAAGUCAGAAUCUGGUCUUGGCUUUUAUUUCUAUUUGAUGCUUCUUCUAAACCUAACCCUGGGUCAUCCGAACGAAGAACUCUUAAUGAUUUUUAAUUUUAGAACAUACUAUGGUUAUGUGAACACUAAACACUUGCCUUUCAUAAAGACUGACGAAAUAUACAAUCUUUAUGCUAACCCUGUCCCCUAAAACUGGCCAGGCCGUGGCCCAGCAAUUCUUCUUGGUUGUUGGACGGACAGAGAGGUGUUGAUUUUUAUUUUGUUUUUCCAGGAUACCAGUGUCUUUGUUCUGUCUUAGAAGUAUGACACCUGUAACCAUGUUUUUAAAAGUUUGUUUUAGCCUAAAGCUGGAGUGGGCAAGCUUGACAAUGUACAGUGUGAUUGAAAAGACAGGUUGGUGUCUAUUUUUCUUUUCGAAAUACCUGAAUGUGUCUUUGUAAUAGGUAAAGGUAAAACAAAUAAUAAUAAUAGUGCCAAAAAUGUACCAGGCAUCUCAUUUCCGCUCACGUCAUGUCUGUUUUUUAUAAGACCAAUGUGAAAACCCACUGGGAUUAAAUAUUUUUGAAUCGGAUACAAUCUUGAGAAACUCAAGAAUGGACUGAACCUUCCUACAAGCUACUCUUUGUUUUGAAAACAUCGGGGAAACACGUUUACAGCUAUUUCGAGCUUCAAUGAAUGAGUGUGAUGGUGUGUAUUACAUGCUAAUUCUCCUAAGCUGUAUCUGUCAGCCACCCCCAACCCCGGGCUUAUAAAAAUGCACGCCCUCCACCCUCUUCAGCUUGGAGCUCAUCCUUCUGCUGUUUGUCGGGGGCAGGGGGUACAAUUAUUGAGCCAACUUGAUGGCCGUCCUUACUUCGUUCCAUAGACAUGCUUUAAAAAUGAUCUUCUGAAGCCAGCUCCUUGGAGAGCCUACAGAUCCUCAAGCUGAUAGCUUUGGAAACAGCCAAACAGCCCAGCAGGAAGCAAAGUGGCUCUGUAAUCGGGAUGGUUGUAUAAGCAGAAAGGACUUGGCAGAUAUAUGGGUAGAUUCAGGCUGAGCGUGAGCCUUGGGCAAAAAUGACCUUUUCUUUGGGGUCAAUCCAAAGGGUAUCGCUUUCCAAUGCUCUUGAGGGGCCACUGGGUCAUCUGAGGCCAGGUUUGAUUGAGUUGUUCAGCACCCCCCAAAGGUACGCUUUCUCCUGGGGAGUUUCCAUUUCCAUUUGAUGUCCAAACCGAAUAAAAAUGCAAAACAAACUUUCUAAGCUAAUGAAAUUAAGUCAUUUUCCACUUUGUAUAUACUGAUGCUAAUAAAACAAAUGAAAAAGAGUCAGAUCAGUGGGGUUUUUGUUACAAAGGCUCCAGGAUGACACGAAGUGGCAUGUUUCCAGUUUCUGGGGGUUCAGUUGGGGUAACACCCACUGACACUUUGAAUGCCAAGACAGGACGGCCAACUCGGGACUGGUUCCGGGAACAUUUGGGGAGUGUGUGGAACGAGGCACGUCCGCUGCCAUCUUCAGACAUACCGCCAUCCAGGACACCAGGAGCACCAGCGUCCGAGGGCAGAAGAGGGCGGACAGCCCAGCUCGAGCAGACGGCAAUGCUCAGGCAGUCGCUGGACCAGAAGACGCCCACCUGCCUUGGCCCUUUGCUCGGCCUCCCAGUUCGAAUGUUCAUCAAUUUGGGAAACACCGUCACAGACACACCUAAAAAUAAUGUUUGGCCAGCAAUCCAGGCACCCCUUAGCCCAGUCAGAAUUAGCCAUCGCAGCCUGUCUCCAUUUAACAAAUAAAGCAGCCAUCCAGGUGGCACCCAGAAGGAAGGGAGACAACUCCUGACAGAUGAGCACCAGCGAUGAUACGUGCGGAGAAUGACGAGGACCCGGAUGAGCCAGGUGAGGCUGUGGCUGGGAGUGAGUGGCCCAGGAGGUGAUUCUAAGCUAAGGCAGGGAGGUUGAGCAGAGCCCUGCAGGGUUGUUGGGGAAGCUUUUGGGCAGAGGGAGCACGUGGAGGGAGGAC